Necator americanus (New World hookworm) is the source of this 1299-nucleotide messenger RNA. RefSeq lists its product as uncharacterized. Bases 1 to 1299 code for a protein of 432 amino acids. Lineage: Eukaryota; Metazoa; Nematoda; Chromadorea; Rhabditida; Ancylostomatidae. The transcript is spliced from 7 exons. The record is from RefSeq and is a predicted model, not a curated record.
AUGCAACAAUCCAAGUUCGUGGUAGUCGAAGUGACUACCACGACCUCCACGAUGACCUUGAUACAGUAUCUGAUCACUAACGGAUUUGAUAAAUUUGCCGUCGUCUCGGAUCUAUCCGAUCAUCCAUCGUUGAAGUACAAAGUCACAACACAUGCCGGAAGUUCAUCACAAACAUCACAGAAUAACGGUCUUGAACGACAAACAGUCGGUACUGCAUCGACAGUCUCGGAUCGGAAUGGGAAGCCGAAAGUGUCCAUAAAUGAAAUCGCUACCGCUCUCUCGAGAAAAUCCUCACCAUCGCAACCACCGAAAAAUGGUUUUUGUGGGACAUUAUCCCCGCAAUCGGUCCUAAAAGCUCAGCUAAAUGGCGGUAACAGCUGUAAGGCAGUCAGCGCCCUGUCACGAAUCCUUGAAGAUCAGAGCCGAGCAAACGUGAUGGAACAGAAACAUGAGCAUGAACGACGUGAACAAGAACGACAACAACAGGAAAUUCAACGGAUUAUCCUUGCUCAAGCAGCAGCGGUCAGUUGUCAACCAAUGGUUGACUCAUUCAGUGGUGCAAUGGAGCAUGACGACAGUAAUGGAUCUCCAGAACUUGACGACACUGGAAUUAUGGAUGCGUCAACAGUUAACGCUUCCACGGGUGACCUAAAUGGAGGCAUGGAUCUUGAUGCUGGAGCGGAUUCGAGCGAUGGUGGGAGUGGUUUGGGACCGUCCGAUGAGCAAGUACGAGCGUCGAUGAUACAUUUGCUGAAUCCGGUGCUUGGUAGUGCUUUCGGGAGCUCCAUCAUUGAAGAAGUAAACAGUGGAAAAAGAAAAGGAGAUGAAGGUGGAAGUAGUGGAGCAUCGAAAAAACAUCGUUGGAUGACUGUGGAUGAGCUGGAAGAAAGCCGUUUUGGUCGUAGCAAAAGUUAUGGAAGAGUGCAUUGCAAGGCCACAUAUAAAUGUGCGCUUUGCGGAAAACCUACGACACUGAACUCGACCGGCUCUCGAUGGAACUUGCUGCGGCAUGUGAUCAUGAUACAUUCGGAUUCGAAACCAUACCAAUGUUGGGAUUGUGAUUUUAUUGGGAUCAAGAGUAACGUGAUCUCGCAUGCACGUCAAACGAAUCAUCGUAGCGAUGACGCACAUGAUAUCACGACCGAUUUAAUGCGUAGCGAAUGGAACACGAUGCUGCAUCAAUGUUUUCCCGAUUAUGUGAAAGCAAAAUCACGUGGAUGGCAAGCGAGUCACGAUGAUGCGGACACAGACGUAGUGGUCCCAGGAAUCGAAUCACCAGAAAUUAAAUCCGAAGACUAA